This is a messenger RNA of Geodia barretti, 2133 nucleotides long. The record is from the annotation of a GenBank genome assembly. Lineage: Eukaryota; Metazoa; Porifera; Demospongiae; Tetractinellida; Geodiidae.
GCCGAACUUUGCGCUUAUUGUUGUUGCGCAACGAUAAUAAUGGCGUCUCUCCUUCUCACAAGAACGGAGCUGUGUCACCAGGACUCAGAGAGCCCAAUCAGCGAGGAGCUGGAGCUCUUGAGCAACGUGUACACGGAGGAGAUGAAGAUGUUGAGAACAGACGGAGAGACUACCAGUCUGGAGUUCCACCUGACACCCAGUACUGCCGAUGAUAAGGAGCAACAGUUCGUGUACCUUGACCUCUGUUUAGGUAUCCCGGCCACGUACCCUCAGACUCCGCCCACUCUGAAUCUGUUGCAGUCUCGGGGCUUGGCCGAUGCUCACCUAACCAAUAUUCGGGAGGGGUUGGUAGAGCUUUGUUCAGAGCUAGUGGGGAGUCCAAUGGUGUACCAGAUGGUUGAGUGGGUGAAAGAGAGCCUCACAAACCACAACAGACCCUGCGGACAGUGUGCCCUGUGCCUCUCCGACUUCACGGAAGAGGAGGUUGAGUUCAGAAAGACGGACUGUUACCAUUAUUUCCACACUCUGUGUCUACUGCGAUACAUCGACUACCACCGGAGACUGCUGGCCGAUGAGGAGAGGGAGGAGAUGGGGAGAAGGAAGGGAAAGAGAGAAAGAGUGCUGGAGUGCCCUGUCUGCAGAAACACCAUACCAAAUAGUAACACUACCGAAAUUUUCACAGCUGUGUAUAUAUACUUUUAAUGGGCCAUGUUAUAUAGUUUUAAGACAUGGAAAGUGUUUCGUGAAAUUUCAAUUAGCCACAGCCUCUAUUUGUUAGCAUAGCAUGGCAUAUCAGAGCAUAGUCAUCCGUGAUUUGACACUUAGUGUUUUUCGCCUCCAGACAGUGUGUGUGUAAGAGGAGAGGGAGAGGAGAGGGAAGAGGAGGAGGAGGAGGAGGAGAAGUUUGUCUUUGUCCCCAGUUCCUCUCUCCGGCAGUGGCAGAGUCAUAUGGCUGCGAUGCUGGAGCGACAGAAGGAGAGGGGCGGAGUCAUUGAUCUGAGUGAUAAGGACGCAGUGAUAGACGAGACAUGGGUCAGAGCCCCGCCCCCUACCGAUGACGGCAGAACUAAAGUCGAGACAGCCACAGUCCCAAGUUCAGACCAACACUCCGAAUCUUCCCCGAGAGAACCUCAUUCCAGAACCACUCACUCCAGUUCUCCACAAUCUAGAACCACUCACUCCAGUUCUCCACACUCCAGAACCAGUCCACACUCCAGAACCGCUCACUCCAGUUCUCAAGACUCCAGAACCAAUCACUCCAGUUCUCAAGACUCCAGAACCACUCACUCCAGUUCUCAAGACUCCAGAACCACUCACUCCAGUUCUCAAGACUCCAGAACCACUCACUCCAGUUCUCAAGACUCCAGAACCACUCACUCUAGUUCUCAAGACUCCAGAACCGCUCACUCCAGUUCUCAAGACUCCAGAACCGCUCACUCCAGUUCUCAAGACUCCAGAACCGCUCACUCCAGUUCUCAAGACUCCAGAACCACUCACUCCAGUUCUCAAGACUCCAGAACCACUCACUCCAGUUCUCAAGACUCCAGUUCUCAAGACUCCAGAACCACUCACUCCAGUUCUCAAGACUCCAGAACCACUCACUCCAGUUCUCAAGACUCCAGAACCACUCACUCCAGUUCUCAAGACUCCAGAACCGCUCACUCUAGUUCUCGAUACUCCAAAAGCGCUGAAUCCAGUUCUCCCAACUCCAGUUCUGAACCAAGAAUGGCAUUGAACCCACGUUCUGGAUCCACCAGCUACCGAGGCUCCCAACGUGGGAAACCUCGCGGUAACAGAGACUCUGGACCAAGAACCAAGUACAGAACCCAAGACCCAUGUUCUGGAUCCAGAACUGGGGACCCUGGUAUGGGAACCUGCCACUGGCAGUCAAGAGGAGCUUCCAGAGAUUGGAGGAGUAGAAAUCAGAAGAGGACUGAGAGGGUGGAGUUUGGAGAUGGGGUGGGGCAGAUGGGUGUGGCCACAGGGACUAGUGAGAUUGGUCAUAAUAGUGGAGGUCAGUUGAGGAGAGGGGGAGGCAGGGGACGGGGAGGAGGAGGAUGGAGAAGAGAGAGGGAGAGGAGGGAGGAGGGGAAGGUGAGAAGAGAGAAGAGGGACCAUUGGAAUGGCGGACCG